Molecule: messenger RNA, 2998 nt
Organism: Ciona intestinalis (vase tunicate)
Lineage: Eukaryota; Metazoa; Chordata; Ascidiacea; Phlebobranchia; Cionidae
Source: RefSeq, a predicted model, not a curated record
AACAGAAUUAGCAGAUUUCCUUUGAAAAGGGGCGUUUGAUAGGCGGUAUUGCCACAACAACUUCCGGUAUACGGCGCUAUUGAAACGCUCGCACGGUGAUUGGCAUCUCUGGUUUUGAUGCGGUAGAUAGUUUUGAUCGCAUAACAGCGCGUACUGGAUUACUUGGAGCGAGUCGGAGUAAAGAAUGCCUCAGUUAAACUCGGAUGAAGCUGCCAAUGAUGAGCCAAAAACCUAUAACGAUGAAAGGGUAGGCGAAGAGGACGAACGAGGGUGGCAUGAAAAUGAUGAACUUGACAACAUAAAGGGUGAUUUAGUCGAGGAAGAAGACAGAGACCCACACAGGCGACAAUCUUACGAUGUUCCGGCAAAAGUAAACUCUCGACACAGAGAUUCCAGCCACAGAAGUACAGAUGAUUUAGACAGAGAUCUUCCAAGUGAUAUAGCAUCAUCACGUCCAAACUUCCCUUAUCUUCAGCAAGACAUUGGAGCUGCUAUUGCUUUAAACCAGCAGUCGUUGUUGUCGUCUCUACCAUCGUCUAGUCAAGUGCCUUAUAACCCUUAUGCAUAUCACCACUUCUUGUAUGGUACACCUUCCCCUACAGAUAUAGAUGGGAAACCAGGUUUACCACGACAUAAUGAUGUACCAGCUAUGUACCCACUACCUGGUCAACUUGGUCAAAUACCUAACCCACUUAGUCCAUGGGGACCAACUAGCCCAACACCAUUCAUAUGUACUGCUAGUGCAAUGGCUGGCAUGUUGCGAUAUCCAUAUCCAUUUGCAUCACAAUUUACAUCAACUUCGGGUGGUAUGAGUGCUAUAACACCUUUUCCACUGGUGCCCCCUCAUGUUAGUGGCAUGCAUUCCACUAUGAUACCACACCCUGCCAUGGCAUUACCUGGGCAUUUACCUAAUGGCCACAACCAAAGUAAAGGGGGUGUAGAUAAAAAAAAUUUUGGGCCUGAACCUGGCUCAAAGAAACGCGAAAAAGGCGACAAACCAAGUCGGCCAUAUGUGAAGAAACCACUCAAUGCAUUCAUGCUCUAUAUGAAGGAACAACGGGCAAAAGUGGUCGCUGAAUGCACGCUGAAAGAAAGUGCGGCAAUCAACCAAAUACUUGGAAGAAAGUGGCACAGUCUUAACCGUGAAGAGCAACAAAAAUAUUACGAGAUGGCUCGAAAAGAACGUCAACUUCACCAACAGAUGUUUCCAGGUUGGAGUGCCAGAGAUAAUUAUGGUAAAAGAAAGAAAAGAAAAAAGGAAAAAACUCAAGAUUGCACAGCUCAGAACCCCAAGAAAUGCCGAGCUGUGUUUGGUCUAGAACAACAGCAAUUAUGGUGCGCACCGUGCAGGAGGAAAAAGAAAUGCAUAAGAUACCAACAUGAUGACGACGAUGACGAUUCAGAUGACGAUUCGGAUUCAAUUCAUUACCAGCCCUCCCCGACCGACAACGGUGGCGGUCCCCCCUCAAACUUCGACGACCCCUCUAUGACGUCACUAUCGACCUCCAGCGUCAUAAGCAGCAACAAUGGCGGACAAUCAACUUCGUCUGUAGUAGGGGACCGUUUCUCACCUAACAGGGGGCAUGUGGAAAUACCUUGUGAUUUAAUAAAACAAGAAAAGUCGCCACCUUUAUCGCAUGAUAAUGUUAACAAGCAGGCCCACAAAUCAGCGAGAGACAUGUACCAACCAUCAAGUAGCUACGAACCUUCCCCUACCGACAGCAACCAUAGUGCUGAUAGACACAACUGUGCAAAGAGACCUCGAACCACAGAACCCAGUGUUGCCAGCACAAAAUCUUUUACCGACGUCCAAUCGCGACAUCUUCAAUCCGGCAACACUGCAGGAAAAACUCAAACCGAAUUGCGUAACCGGCGAUCGAACUCGUUCGGGAAUUCCCCGAUGCCCCAUAGUCACCCCAACAAUAGCAAUAACCUAUUCUCACCCACCGUACUUUCCCCCGGCCGUUCACCCAUUGGGGGUCUGAAUUCACCCCACUCAAACAACUUUUUCCCCCACUUUCAACCGUACCUGCAAAUGAGUACACUUGCCGCUUUACCGCCGUCCCCAUUGAACAGUUUCAUGGGGCUACCCGGUUUCAAAGGCUUACAGUCACCCAUGAGUCUAAGUGGGGCAGCAACGACUGCUAACCCCGGUGGGGGGCACCCAGGUACAAAUUCCACCCGCCGUGCAACAUCAGCAUUAGAAGGAAAAUCCUGAAAUCUCAGUCGUUUUUUCCGAGAUUCCUCCAAAAACGUAGCGUUGCCAAACACGCAGCAUUCUUCAAGUGGGAUAAAAAGAGGGCGUGUCCGGCUUGAUGACGUCAUUUGUUGUGACGUCACUUGUGAUGACGUCACGUCCAAGUUUUGUGUAGCGACCUUUGCGUGGUGCCAACACCGCAUGAAUUGCCAACCAUACCUUACUCGUGCCUCGGAUUUUUUACGACGUUUAAAUCAUGUUUUUUUUUUUAUCUUUUCUCUCGUGGAGCAUAUUAUUAUAAAACCAUCGCAAUUUUACUUUUAGCGCAGUGAAUAUUCGUUCUCAACUUUUUCUUUUCAUUUCAUUUCGAACUUGUCUUUUUAAACCCGAGAUUGCGGACGGGCGUUUACUUUUCCGUACCGUUGCUGCUUUGUUUUGACAACUUUUUUGACUCCGGACACGUGAAAGUAAUGUCACGCAUCGUUUUUACUGUUUUUUUUUUACCACGUGGCCUUUUAUUCGUAUUGAACAAUCCAACAGUAUUUUUGAACUUUUUUAGCACGCGACACGAAAUGGAACGAUUUUAACGGUGAUCUCGUAGGCCUUCACACUUCCACGCCAAUAUCAAUCAGCGAAAAUAAGGUUCCAGUACUCGAGCAUCACGCUACAGUUCGCUUCGCUUAUACGCUAAUCAUUGUACACAGCUAGGUACCGUGCAUAAACCACUAACCGUGUGUACUUCUGUCUUUACUAGUCGUUGCAGUUCGUGAAUAAAUAUGCCUUUGUACCACGAAGCAAUCA